Messenger RNA from Meriones unguiculatus (Mongolian gerbil), 606 nucleotides. RefSeq lists its product as uncharacterized. NCBI's taxonomy places the organism in Eukaryota, Metazoa, Chordata, Mammalia, Rodentia, Muridae. The record is from RefSeq and is a predicted model, not a curated record. The coding region runs from base 1 to 606 and encodes 201 amino acids. The transcript has 2 exons.
AUGAAUUUUUAUGCACUGCAGUCACUUGAGCUCCUGCUGGCAAGAGGAAUGUAUGACAGGAGGACUGAAGCAACGCAGAGCACUGAAGGACAAAAACGUUACUGUUGGGUAACCAAGAAAGAGAGGACACAGAUGGAAAGGCAAGCACGCUGCACUGGCCAGGCCAGAGAAUUUAAGAACAGGGUGUGUAGACUUUUCCCCACUGAAAGGCUACCGAGAAUUGAGCACUACAACCAGAAAACACAGAGAAGAUGGCAGGUAAAAGAGAGGGAAGAGGCGCAAAUCCAAGACCACCAUGAGCGCAUGCUUCGAGGGAGGGAACUGACAGAGGAAAGACUCAAGGAAAGACUGUUGAAAACAAGCCAGGGUCAGCUGCCUUCACUUGAGAAGCUCCAGAGAGUGAAGAAAGAUAUGAAGGGCUAUGAAAGGGCGAACGGACACCCACUUUUGCACCUACGUAGUAGAACUUUAAUUAAGCUGGAAAGUCUUUUGGAGAAGUCUCAGGCAGGAAAAGAAAUGAAGGCAGCUAUGAAGCCGCGUCAAAAGAAAUUCCUGACCUUGCCACCUUUUUUGAAAAGUCAAGCACGAAAAAGAAAAGAUUUGUAA